Molecule: messenger RNA, 645 nt
Organism: Parnassius apollo (apollo)
Lineage: Eukaryota; Metazoa; Arthropoda; Insecta; Lepidoptera; Papilionidae
Source: the annotation of a GenBank genome assembly
AUGUCAGCUUUAAUGAAAUUGAAAACAUUAGAGGGAUAUUUACAAGAUUUAUCAGGUUUUACGAAACCCAAGAUACAAUAUGAACAGUAUGAGACUCCAGCACACAUAGCUGCUGUUGCACUUUACACAAUGCAGACACAAUUUGAAGCAUUAGAAAAUCGGUUAGUAUUGGAUGCUGGAUGUGGCCCUGGGGUAUUGGGUAUAGGUGCUGCAUUUUUGGGAGCAGGAUUUGUCACAGCAGUUGAUAUUGAUGAAGAUGCUUUAGAAAUAAUAACGGAAAAUGCAGAAGACGCUGAAAUAAGUAAUAUAGAUAUAAUAAAAAGUGAUUUCCUCAAUUGUAACACAUUCAGAUGGGAGAACUAUUUUGACACAGUUUUAAUGAAUCCUCCAUUUGGCACAAAAAAUAAUAUGGGUAUUGAUAUGAAAUUUUUACGAAUGGGUCUUAACCUCAGCUGUGAUAGUGUUUACUCGCUACAUAAAUCUUCUACAAGAUUACACAUCCAAAAGAUGAUAAAAGAGUGGGGUGUGAAGGGCAGCGUGAUCGCAGAGCUGCGAUACAAUUUAGCAGCAACAUACAAGUUUCACAAGCAGCAGUCGAAAGACAUCGCCGUGGACUUGUGGAGGCUGACACAUCCUCAUACUUGA